This is a messenger RNA of Ceratotherium simum simum (southern white rhinoceros), 724 nucleotides long. It is a transcript of the gene PLGRKT, whose product is annotated as plasminogen receptor with a C-terminal lysine. NCBI's taxonomy places the organism in Eukaryota, Metazoa, Chordata, Mammalia, Perissodactyla, Rhinocerotidae. The record is from RefSeq and is a predicted model, not a curated record. Gene Ontology annotation, biological process: positive regulation of plasminogen activation. Gene Ontology annotation, cellular component: plasma membrane.
AUGGGGUUUAUAUUUUCAAAAGCUAUGAAUGAAAACAUGAAAAACCAACAGGAGUUCAUGGUUACGCAUGCUGACCUUCAGCUGGAAAGGCAGCUAACACUGCAGAAUGAAAUGAGAGAAAGACUAAUGGCCAUGCAGAUUGCUUGGUCUCGGGAAUUUCUCAAAUAUUUUGGAACUUUUUUUGGCAUUGCAGCCUUCUCUUUAACAUCUGGAGCAAUAAAAAGGAAGAAGCCAGCCUUCCUCGUCCCUAUUGUUCCAUUGGGCUUUAUCUUUGCCUACCAGUAUGACUUGGGCUAUGGAACUCUUCUACAAAGAAUGAAAGGUGAAGCCGAGAACGUACUGGACACAGAAAAGAGUAAGUUGCAGCUGCCAAAAGGAACGAUCACUUUUGAAAGCCUUGAAAAAGCCAGAAAGGAACAGAGUCAAUUCUUCACAGACAAAUGAAAUCAUGUUUACCCACCAGAUAUCAAAACACAGAAUUGUUGUCUUGAAUCAUGGCUUUUGCAAUUUUUUAAAUACUCAAGAUUUUGAUAUAAUGGAUUUAAUUUUAAGAAAUUAAAAUGCAAGAUGAGUUUUGUUAAACUAUUUUAAACUAAAAUUUAUAAUAUUCAACACAAAAUCAUGGAGGUACUCUAAAUAACUCUCAGAUUUCCUACAUUUAUGUGUGUUACAAAUAUCUAAAUGUAAAAUUAAUAAACUAUAUUGUUUUGAAUUCCUGGAAACA